CCGUUCACAUUGUUUGUUUCUUAGAUUGUAAGGGAUACGAGAAAGGAUGAAUGCCUUUGCUCAUAGAUGGAUAGAGCUCCAUAGAAGCUCGUAUGGAUCGUUCUGUAAACAGUGUGCUUUAUCAAGAAAGAAAUUUGAUUCUGUUCCCUUAUUUCAACGACAACGAGUACAGAAAGUCUUUAGAAACGCUAUUUAUUUCCUUUGUACUUCCUCAGAAACACCGACUGAUGAGAUUGAUGAAACAAUCAAGGAAGCUCAAGGAAGUGAAAUGUCACGAGUAGAUUCUGAUUUAUUAAAGUAUGCGUUGAUGGGGAAUGUUUUAGGAGUCCAACAAGCACUUGCAGGAGGUGCCAAAGCUGGAGUGAAGGAUAAGGAAGGAAGAACUGCGUUACACUUGGCUUCAGCAAUAGGUGUUCCUUCCAUAUGUGAAAUUUUACUCAAAGCUGCUGGAGAGCUUGCGGAGGUUUGUUUAAAUAGUACAGAUCAUCUAGGCCUGACUCCGUUACAUAUGGCAGCUGGAUAUUGCAGAAUAAGCACAGUUGAAUAUCUCCUGUUAUGGAAUCCUGACGUGAAUAUAAGAAACCAGGAUGGUUAUCGACCCAUUGAUUUGGUUGCGAAGUUAUUGGAAAAAGAACCUAAAAGAACUUUGUUUUUUGUUGCGAAUCAAAGGUAUUCUACUUUGCAGGAAAUAUAUAACAUCUUGAAGCCAUUGAGUGAAUAACAAACAGAAGUUGUAAGGUUAUGAAAAAUAGCACGAGUCGGCAAUGAAGCAUUCGACUUGUUGGAUAAAGAUGAAUAUUUGGAGUAUUCAAAAAAAAUGAUGUUCUCGAAAGAAAUCCAAUUUAUAUACU
Molecule: messenger RNA, 851 nt
Organism: Galdieria sulphuraria
Lineage: Eukaryota; Rhodophyta; Bangiophyceae; Galdieriales; Galdieriaceae
Exons: 1
Coding region: 47-721 (224 amino acids)
Cellular component (GO): cytoplasm; nucleus
Molecular function (GO): protein binding
Source: RefSeq, a predicted model, not a curated record